This is a messenger RNA of Morone saxatilis (striped sea-bass), 8642 nucleotides long. RefSeq names its product kinesin family member 1Ab (gene kif1ab). The record is from RefSeq and is a predicted model, not a curated record. Gene Ontology annotation, biological process: vesicle-mediated transport; microtubule-based movement; cytoskeleton-dependent intracellular transport. The coding region runs from base 451 to 5571 and encodes 1706 amino acids. NCBI's taxonomy places the organism in Eukaryota, Metazoa, Chordata, Actinopteri, Moronidae. Gene Ontology annotation, molecular function: ATP hydrolysis activity; ATP binding; plus-end-directed microtubule motor activity. Gene Ontology annotation, cellular component: microtubule; axon; kinesin complex. The transcript has 48 exons.
GACUAGGCCGCUGGAGCAUCCCGCACCCAUCCUCCUGUAUAUCCAUCUGGGCCUCGCUCCUCCCUCCCUCCCUCCCUCCUCCAGUCUCCCCACUCGCGUUUCUAAUUGACGCACCGCUGCGUUCAGCACUCCAGCCCACCCAGAGCUGCUGCUGAGGCUGAAUCUCUCUCUCUCUCCCUCUUCCCGGCGGAUUCUCCAUGUAUGGAUGCGCUAAGGAAAGGGAUGCUGUAGGCUGACCAAAGACAGAGAGAAAGACUUAGAAAAAAAAAUCAUCACAGGCUGCUGAGGAGAUUGAAGAAGGAGGGACUGGAGGAUACUGGCGCUGUUUUGAAUGGGCAGAGGAUUCACCCUCCGCGGCCGUCGAGUGUGAGUUGCUGAGGUUCCAGGUGUGUGUCUGUGUAGCCACACAGAUCUUCAGCUCUUCUGCUCACCCACACACCCACCUGCAACAUGGCGGGGGCUUCGGUCAAGGUGGCGGUGAGGGUCCGACCCUUUAACUCCAGAGAGAUGGGGAAGGACAGCAAGUGCAUCAUUCAGAUGUCAGGAAACACCACAACGAUCCUGAACCCCAAACAGCCGAAAGAAAAUAAGAGUUUCAACUUUGACUAUUCUUACUGGUCACACACCACGCCCGAGGACAUCAACUAUGCUUCACAGAUGCAGGUGUACAAGGACAUCGGGGAAGAGAUGCUGCUUCAUGCCUUUGAAGGCUACAACGUGUGUAUAUUUGCAUACGGCCAGACAGGAGCGGGAAAAAGCUACACCAUGAUGGGGCGACAGGAGCAAGACCAGCAAGGAAUUAUACCUUUGCUGUGUGAAGACCUUUUCACCAAGAUCAGUGACAGCAAUAAUGAGAACAGCAUGUCUUACUCUGUGGAGGUGAGUUAUAUGGAGAUCUACUGUGAGCGCGUUCGUGACCUACUGAAUCCCAAGAACAAAGGAAACCUUCGUGUCAGAGAGCACCCUCUGAUGGGUCCCUACGUUGAAGAUCUGUCCAAGCUUGCGGUCACGUCAUACAACGACAUCCAGGACCUGAUGGACUCUGGAAACAAGGCCAGGACUGUGGCUGCAACCAACAUGAACGAGACCAGCAGCCGCUCCCACGCCGUCUUCAACAUCAUAUUCACCCAGAAGAAACACGACAUGGAGUCGGAAAACACAUCUGAAAAGGUCAGCAAGAUCAGUCUGGUGGACCUGGCUGGCAGCGAGAGAGCCGACUCAACCGGAGCUAAAGGAACCAGACUGAAGGAAGGAGCAAACAUCAACAAAUCUCUAACGACACUGGGGAAAGUUAUCUCAGCUCUUGCUGAAGUGGACUCUGCACCAAACAAGAACAAGAAAAAGAAGAAGGUGGAGAGUUUCAUCCCCUACAGAGAUUCAGUUCUGACUUGGCUACUGAGGGAAAACUUGGGAGGAAACUCUCGUACAGCCAUGGUGGCUGCCCUGAGCCCUGCUGAUAUUAACUAUGAUGAGACCCUCAGCACCCUCCGAUAUGCUGAUCGUGCAAAACAGAUCCGCUGUAACGCUGUGAUUAACGAGGAUCCCAACAACCGUCUGGUGCGUGAGCUGAAAGAUGAGGUGGCUCGCCUCAGAGACCUGCUGUACGCACAAGGCCUGGGAGACAUCAUAGAGAACCUGUGCGAUUACAAGAACUUUGUGAAUAAUCGCCAGGCUGUCAAUCAAAGGGGUGAUCUCUCCACAGUGUCCAAUGCCAUGACAGGAAUGAGUCCCUCCCCCUCGCUCUCGGCCCUGUCCAGUCGUGCCGGGUCCAUCAGCAACCUCCACGACCGCAUCUUCAGCCCGGCCAGUGAGGAGGCCAUCGAGAGGCUCAAGGAAACUGAGAAAAUCAUCGCAGAGCUCAAUGAGACAUGGGAGGAGAAGCUGCGACGUACUGAGGCCAUCCGUAUGGAUAGAGAGGCCCUGCUGGCUGAGAUGGGUGUCGCCAUGAGAGAAGAUGGAGGCACUGUGGGCGUCUUCUCCCCGAAAAAGACCCCUCAUCUGGUGAACCUGAACGAAGACCCACUGAUGUCAGAGUGUCUGCUGUACUACAUCAAAGAUGGCACCACCAAGGUUGGCCGUGAAAAUGCCAAGACUCGCCAAGACAUUGUUCUCAGCGGCCAUUUUAUCAAAGAUGAACACUGCACCUUCAGCAGCACCACAGGCCCUCAGGGAGAAGGAUGUGUCAUCCUGGAGCCAUGUGAGGGCUCAGAGACGUAUGUCAACGGGAAGAGAGUGACCUCUCCAACUGUUCUGCGGUCUGGGAACCGUAUCAUCAUGGGAAAGAGCCAUGUGUUUCGCUUCAACGACCCGGAGCAGGCUCGUCUGGAGCGAGAGAGGACGCCGUGCGCCGAGACGCCGGUCGAACCCGUCGACUGGGCCUUCGCUCAGAGAGAGCUACUGGAGAAACAAGGCAUCGACAUGAAGCAGGAGAUGGAGCAGAGGCUUCAGGAGCUCGAAGAUCAGUACCGCAAAGAAAGAGAAGAAGCCAGUAACCUGCUAGAACAGCAGAGGCUGGACUAUGAGAGCAAACUGGAAGCUCUUCAGAAACAAGUAGACUCUCGGUACUUGGAGUCUCCCGAAGAGGAAGAGGAGCCUGAAGAGGAAGUGCCGUGGACGGCGCGUGAGACAGAGUUGGCUCUGUGGGCGUUCAGAAAGUGGCGUUUCUACCAGUUCACCUCUCUCAGGGAUCUGCUGUGGGGCAACGCUAUCUUCCUCAAAGAGGCCAAUGCCAUCAGUGUGGAGCUGAAGAAAAAGGUGCAGUUCCAGUUCGUCCUGUUGACAGACACUCUCUACUCCCCCCUGCCCCCCGACCUGCUGCCCCCCUGUGUGGCCAAAGAGAGGGAGAGACGACCUUUCCCCCGAACUAUCGUAGCUGUUGAAGUCCAAGAUCAAAAGAACGGAGCCACACAUUACUGGACUCUGGAGAAACUCAGGCAAAGGCUGGACCUGAUGAGAGAAAUGUACGACCGUGCUGCAGAGCUCCCCAGCAGUGCUGUGGAGGACUGUGACCACGCUCUGACCGGAGGCGACCCCUUCUACGACCGCUUCCCCUGGUUCCGUCUGGUCGGCAGGGCUUUUGUGUACCUGAGUAACCUGCUGUACCCAGUGCCCCUGGUACAUCGUGUGGCCAUCGUCAGUGAGAAAGGAGAGGUGAAAGGCUUCCUCAGAGUGGCUGUGCAGGCCAUCUCAGCUGAUGAAGAGGCCCCUGAUUAUGGCUCUGGUGUGAGGCAGUCAGGCACUGCCAAGAUCUCCUUUGAAGACAAACAAUUUGAGAAGUUCCAGACUGAGUCGUGUCCUGGUGGUCUUUCCCACUCCAACACCUCCCAGGAGGAGCUGCGAAUUGUGGAGGGAGAAGGACAGAAUGCCGAUAUAGGAAUCUCUGCUGAUGAAGUCAACAACAACACCUGUCCAGCCACCCAGGAGGCUCCGCCAAGCCCAGUGAAGAGUUCAGGUCUGGGUCUGGAUCUUCCUCUGGACCUCUCCCCAGAGAAAGCUCUGUCCCACCUGAAGAUCGGCAGCACCUUCACCUUCAGAGUCACCGUCCUACAGGCUUCCAGCAUCUCGGCCGAGUACGCCGACAUCUUCUGCCAAUUCAACUUCAUCCACCGCCAUGACGAAGCUUUCUCCACUGAGCCGCUGAAAAACACGGGCAGAGGACCUCCGCUGGGCUUCUACCAUGUUCAAAAUAUCACAGUCGAGGUGACAAAGUCCUUCGUGGAGUACAUCAAGACUCAGCCCAUCGUCUUCGAGGUGUUUGGUCACUAUCAGAAACAGCCCUUCCCUCCCCUCUGCAAAGACCUGAUCAGUCCACUGAGACCUUCCAGGAGGCAGUUCCCCAGGGUGAUGCCCUUAUCCAAACCAGUGCCAGCCACAAAGCUCAGCACUCUGACUCGCUCCACCGCAGGACCUUGUCACGCCAAAUACGACCUUAUGGUCUUCUUUGAGAUCUGUGAGCUGGAAGCUAACGGAGACUACAUCCCAGCCGUUGUUGACCACAGAGGAGGGAUGCCCUGCCACGGCACGUUCCUCUUACAUCAGGGCAUUCAGAGGAGGAUCACAGUCACCAUCGCUCAUGAAACAGGAAAUGAUAUUGAGUGGAAAGAGGUGAAGGAGCUGGUUAUUGGUCGUAUCCGAAACACACCGGAGGCAGAUGAGACCAUCAUAGACCCUAACAUCCUUUCCCUCAACAUCCUGUCUUCUGGAUACUUCUGGCCGAAACACAACGACAACGUCUCCUUGGGAGUUGAUCAUAGAACUUUCUACCGAUUUGAGGCAGCAUGGGACAGCUCCAUGCACAACUCUCUGCUUCUGAACAGAGUCACUCCCUAUGGGGAGAAGAUCUACAUCACCCUCUCUGCUUAUCUAGAGAUGGAGAACUGCACUCAGCCAACAGUGAUUACCAAAGAUUUCUGCAUGGUGUUUUAUUCCCGUGACGCGAAGCUGCCGGCCUCUCGCUCCAUCAGAAACCUCUUCAGCACCGGCUGCCUCCGGCCCUCUGAGAGUAACCGUGUCACUGGAGUCUAUGAGGUCACCCUCUGCCAUGUAGCAGACAAUGGUAGUCCAGGCAUGCAGCGACGUCGCAGGCGUGUGCUAGACACCUCGGUGGCGUACGUCCGAGGAGAGGAGAACCUGGCUGGGUGGAGGCCUCGCAGUGACAGCCUCAUCCUGGACCACCAGUGGGAGCUGGAGAAACUCAGUUUGCUGCAGGAGGUGGAGAAGACCAGGCACUACCUGUUGCUGAGGGAGAAGCUGGAGGCGACUUUGCAGGCAGGACAGGAUGCGCUCUACAAGAGCAGCGACAUCAGCGAUUUUGCAAAGAGUCCUGUCCUCAGCCACAGUCCAGGCAGCAGCCCUGCACCCGACAGCCCCAACCAGAGGCAGAGAGAGCUGGCUGCCAAGUGUCUGCGUCUGCUGAUGCACACCUUCAACAGGGAGUACAGCCAGGUGAGCAGCAGUGCCAGUGAGAGCAAGCUUUCUGAGAUGUCUGCGUCGCUAAUGAGAGACUCCUCCUCGUCCGGACUGAGCACGCUCACUCCAUCCUCUACCUGCCCCUCACUGGUUGAGGGACAUUAUGACAUUAGACACACUGAACCCAGUUCAGGAGCUUCCACACCGGAUCUGGACCCGUACAGCCCAGUCGACAGAAAGAAAGCUCUCAGAGGAUGCACCUUUGUUCCUGACAUACAGGAGAUUCGAGUCAGCCCCAUUGUGUCAAAGAAAGGCUACCUGCACUUCCUGGAGCCCCACACCAGCGGCUGGGUGAAGCGUUACGUGGUGGUGCGUCGGCCCUACGUCUACCUGUACCGCAGCGAGAGGGACAGCGUGGAGAGAGCUGUCAUCAAUCUGUCGUCAGCAAAGGUGGAAUACAGCGAAGACAAACAGACCUUACUGCGGACUCCCAACACGUUUGCUGUGUGCACUGAGCAUCGUGGGAUACUGCUGCAGGCCACCAAUGACAAAGAGAUGCACGACUGGCUGUACGCUUUUAACCCUCUGUUAGCCGGCACCAUCAGGUCAAAGCUCUCCCGGAGAAAGUCGAUCCAGUCGGCCCCGCCUGCUCAGAGGAUGUGAGAGGUGAACCGGCCUGGUGGAAAACAACAAACAAACAAACAAAACAAUACAAUCUAAAAGCUCCACUCGUCAUCUUCCUCUAAUGAACAUAGACCAUAUGAACAAACACAUACAACCAUUUAAAUAACCUUGUAUAUGACGACCGUCCCAGUCCCAAACAUCACUCGAUCGCUCAUCCCAAGAAAACCUGUCCUUUCUCUGUUUUCUGCAGUCGCCACCUCAAAACCCUGCAUGGUGUGCUCCCUUUAGAAGAAACAUAAGGCAAACUAACCACCCAAACCUGUUAAUUAACUUACCUCUGCUGGGCAUUGGGACUAGUUCUGAUUAGUUUUCAUGUAGAACUCUGUCAUCUGUAAGGCUACCAGUUUCCUGUAGAAAGUUAGUACGUGGUCAGUCCCUCCUUCAUUCAUAAUAACUGAAAAUAAGUCCCCAGUUUUAAAUCAGCCAUUCAUGUAUUUCAAAAUAACGCCAUCAGGUGAGGGGAAAAAAAGAAAACAUCAAACUAGAUGUUUCUCUGUGUAAGUGCAGGGAUGAUAGCUCCACAAGCACCCAUCAUAUACUGUACAUUACCUCAGUUUGGAUAGGCUUGGUGCUCUACAGCAUAGAGUAUUUGUUUUACUGCAGAGGUUUCAGAAAGCAAACUGUCGUUUUAACAUUGAAGUAGCAUGAGGGAUUUGUUAGGACAAAAGGGUAUGUUGUUGUUCCUGUGUCGCUUUUUUUAACUGGGUCCAUGAAAACUGAGUUUGUUGAUUAGACAAAAUACUCCUUUUAUCAGGAGACUUAUGUCCUUGCCUUGUUUUCAGUAUGUGCUUCUUUUAUUUUAUUUUUUACAAUAACCUUGUACGUAUAAACAUAAAGAAUAAUGUUAUUUAUUGUUGCUAUUGUAGGUUCUCUGCACUGAUAUUUAUCUGUGACAGGACCACUGACCAGUUUUGUUGCAUGGCACUUUAUUGUCUUUAUUGAGUUAAUGUAUUGCAUCAUUUACUCAGUUUGUUUUAACCAAAGCAUUAAUUCCUUGCUUUAAUUGUUUCAAACCAUGGUCCACUGUGCAGUUGUGUUAGCAGACAUUUACGAUAUUAAAGAAACUGUUUUUAAUCAUUUUGGCAAAUACACGUAUUCACUUUCUUGCCAAGAGUUAGAUGAGACUAUUGUCAACGGUCUCUAUGGUGAAUAUGAAGCUACAGCAAGCAGCCGGUUAGCUUAGCUUAGCAUAAAUACUGGAAACAGGUAAACAGCUAGCUUGGCUCUGUCCAAAUGUAACAAAAUCCAGCUACCAUCACCUCUACCGCUGAGUAUUUAUUGUAUUAGAGCCAGGCUAGCUGUUUACCAGGUUUUUCCAGUCUUUAUGCUAUGCUAAGCUAACCGUGACUUUGGUGCAAACCAGUGUGUUAUAUCUUUGCAAGGUUGCAGUCUCCACACUGAUGUGUUGUUGAUGGGAGUUUCCCUCCCUCAGGGAACAUUGGUUUUAUGCAUAACCUCCACAUGUAACUUUUGGCAAGAAAGCGAAUAAGCGUAUUCCCAAAACGUUGAACUUUAUCUUCUAAUAACUACAACUAAUCAUUUAUACCCAAAUUGACCUAAGAUGUUUUACAUGAUGAAUACUCCAAGAGGACAACUGUACAGUAUGUGGAUAGUUUUAUUUUAAUUAAAUAAGCACUUAUUCUGUCUGUGAUGGGCCAGCAGAGUUGCUACGUUAAAAAUAAGUUUACUAUUGUCUAGUAGCUAAAUGGAAAGUUGUAAUUGACCAUGGACCUGAAAUCUGUUGAAGGCAGUUGCUUUGAGUGGGCAAGAGCGUUGUCCAUGCACCAGAUAGUGCCUCCCUUUCUUCACCUCGUUUUCUUCUCUCCCUCCUUCAUCACUGUCUUUGACAUAAACACUAAAAGUUAGUUACAUGUGUCCAAGAUUUAGCUUUUAUGUAGAGUAAAAGUAGAUGCUAGGGGUCUUUUUUUAUAUUGAUGAUCUAUGUCGAUGUUUUGGAGAGUGAAUAUUAUCAAUGAUGCUAUAUAGUAUGUUGGUAUAACCUAUAACAGUAUGGUACGGCGUAAAUCUCAUUAUCAUUGACUGUAAAUGUUGCAUUUAAAAGCAAUCCCCCUCUCAGCUUUUGUACUGUAGCUGCUAGAUAUUUGACAGCCUGAUGCUUGUGUCAGAAACCAGUACAGUAUGAUUAGCUUGGUGUUAUUAUGACUUUUAUGGGAUGGUUUCUAGUUGCUUUUACUUGCUAUAUGUUUUUUUGCACUAUACCAAGAUGACCCCAAAUGUUGGCUGGAAUUUGUAUUGUACUGUAUGAUUUGCAUUUAAAGGCAUAUUAUCUGUAUCUGUUGUCAUACCCCCUUCUUUUGUAAAUCUCUAUCAAAGACGUGGUCAGCCAACCAUUUUGUCUUUCCUGAUUUAUUCUCUUGUUUCUUGUCUGGUUGUAAUCAGUUUUUUUGUCAAACCUGACUUACAAUCAGUAAACGUAUUCAGGACUCUGCACGCCACAGGCCAACCAACCUGCUGAGCAAUGCAGCCUAAUACUUAAAAAAUAUGUUCAAAAUCUGACUACCACAAAGCUGGUUAUUUAGAUCUGUUGUUACUUGUGCCUUCUUUUAUUUUUAAAAUUAUGUUUUUUUUUUAUAAAUCAAUGGCAUUACAUUAUUUAUUUAUGGUCAUUUUUGGGUCAUCUUGGUAUAAUCAACUGUUUUGUAAAAUGCUAAUAGAUAUAUCCUAUAUGUUGUCUGCUGGAACAGAAGACGAAUGGAAAGUUUUAUUUAUAAAAAUUGAAAGAUGGAUUAUGUCCUUAAAAUAUAUUGCACUCAUGCACAAAGCAUCUUUAUUUACUAUGUUUUCGUAUGAUUAUGUUUUAAGAAUGUAUGGAUAAGCUUGGUUUGUGUUUAAAACAUAUAACAGCCCUGUCCUGACGGGAGGAGAAGAUUAGAUUCUGAAACUUUGCUAUUUUUGCUUCAGCAAUCAAACCACUAACAACACUGAACCAAAUUGCAUUUUUUUAUUUUAAGUUUCCGACUGGCAGAUGACUUGCAGUGCUUCUAACCCUAAUAGUUCACAGGUAUCAUGUUUGAAAAAAAAAAAAAAAA